CAGAGAAACGUUUUCAUCCAGGAGUUGCUGCCCGCUGAUCUCCCGAAGAUGAGCCGGAACGCACCAGAGACGUGAACUAUUCUCAAAUAACGCAAGCGUUGCAUUGCCACCAGAGAGCUGUGCCUCUUCUUCUUCUUCUUCCUCUCCCGCUCCACGGCCCCGAGCGAGACCCUUACUCGGAGGGCUCCGCAGGAGCUCGCUGCUGCUCGGCCAGCAGGCGGCCUCCUUGCGCCUGGCUCAACUCAAAGCCCAGCUAGCGGUGACGCAGAUAAACAAUGCUCUGGCUGUCGGCAGCCGAGCCGCAACCUUGACCCCCAACUCGCUCGCCGCCUACAUAUCCGCAACGUCCCCCUGCCCAACUGCGGCGGCCAUCAAUCUCCUCAACCUUCUGAAGAUCGCAAACACCAUGUCCAAUCCCCAGUUCAACCCCUAUGCUCCUGGGAACCAACGAGCCCCUCAGGGUCAGUAUGGACCCUCCAGUGGGCAGCCGGGGAGGGACCCCCGGCUGCCACUGGCUCACCUUGGGCCUGGGUCCGGCUUCAGCUCCCCUGGGACCGGAUUCAACUCUGGGACCGGAUUCAACUCUGGGACCGGAUUCAACUCUGGUACCGGAUUCAACUCUGGGACUGGAUUCAACUCCUCUGGGACCGGAUUCAACUCUGGUACCGGAUUCAACUCCUCUGGGACCGGAUUCAACUCCUCUGGGACUGGAUUCAACUCCUCCGGGACCGGAUUCAGCUCCUCUGGACCUUCUUCGGUGACUCCUGCCAACUCUGGGGGAAUGCCUCAGAUGCUGCUGCCCCAGUUGAUGGGCUACAGGCCCCCUGAGCAGAGUCGGGCCGUAAUGGACCAGAACAUUGAGAGGUCUAUAGACAUGCAUAUUAGUCGAGCCAGAGAGGAGGCCGGGCAUCACGGCAAACCUGUGCAUCAGCCCAUGGACUCUCGAUUUACGAGCACUCAAAGGGAGUGUCUCUCCUCAACCACAGGGCUGAUAUCCUACCCUCAGCCAAAGUCCUCGGCCUCUGCCUCUUUCGGACACAGAUACCCGGGGGUUGAAAGUGGCGGUAGCUCCUCGGACUGGUCAUCCAACUUCGAAAAGUCGACUGCCGCCAAACCCUCUACGUUUUAUUCGCCGCCUCCUUCGUCCAACUAUUCGAGCGAUGUCGAUGGAAGGCCCAUCGGCUCCGGUGAAAGAGAGCGUGUGAUGCCGCCGAUUCCGGGGUUGGCCGAUUUCGACCCUUCGUUGUCGGUCAAGCUGGCGGCCCUCACGGAUGCCAAGUACACAUCCGAAUCGGCUUCGAACAUCCUUUUGCAUUUUGGACUUGAAAAAGAGGACCUGGAACAUCUCAUCUCGUACCCCGAGGAGCAGAUCACGCCCGCCAACCUGCCGUUCAUCCUGCGGCAAAUCCGCAUCGAGAAGACCAAGAGGGCUACGACCGCGGCUCAGUCGAAACCCUGCCCCCAACCCCAGCCCGUCAGAAUGAGUCAGCCGGACGGGGUAGGGAUGCGCCAGGACGACAUUUCCUCCGCCGGUCGCCAGCUGAGUAACGUCAUUGACUACGGACAUACGGGCAAAUACACCGGAGGGGCUGCGGACGAGAUCGGAAGGACCAGUGGCAGUCGGGAUAACAGCGGUGGGAGUGGAAGCAUGUUGCCGACGGACACUUACAGUAGUAGCAGGCAAGGGCCACCACCUCUGGCAAAAAAGGAGGUGAAAAGCAGUGCCUCUGGUUUUUCCCGUGCCGUUUCCGGUGUCGGCUCUCUGCACAGUUCAAUGCAGUCGAGCUUCGUGGCCGCCACGAGCAACGCUCCUACCAAACCAUCGCAAACCCCGAAUGUCGCCAACCCUUCCUUUCGGAAAGACACGGACAUCCGAGUCAAGGGCGAAGCCCCCAAACCCGCCCCCAAAGCUUUGAAGAAACCGAAGGUAGAUCGCCGCAAAAGAGCGAAAAUCGCACCGCCCUCCAAUUUGUACCACAGUGCAAACCCUGCCAGGCCUGGCGUUGUGGUCGUGGAUAGUAAUUACACCGGGGCCAAUAAGAACCAGGGUAAUAAACCCGGGCAAGGGUCAACCGUUGCUGAGCAGAUGAAAAAGUUGCAGCAGGCGGUGCAGCAGAUUCAUAAGCAGGCGGUGCAGCAGCAGUGGCCUUCGUAUUUUCCUCCGGCGAAAUUGGUUCCCCCUCCAUCUCGCAUGCCCAACGUCGCCGAUGCCAUGCAGCGCCCGGGGUUCCCUGUCGGCCCUCCCCCCGCCGUCGGUCCUCCAGGGUCGAUCUCGGAUCUGAUGAACCUCAUCCACCGGAUACCGCCUUCCAGCAUUCAGACGACUUCGGAGGCGGCGGCGGCGGUGGUCGCCGCCCACCUGCCGACGGCGGCCAUGAUGCAUGAUUAUGCCGCGGCCUCGCCGAGAGUCUUUCCACAUACCUGUUGUCUGUGUAGCAGAGAGUGUCUUCGUAUGCAGGACUGGAUCUGCCACCAGAACACCAGCCUCCACCUUGAGAACUGCAAAAUCCUCCGAAUACAAUACCCACUGUGGGAUGGUGAGAUUGAACUCGGGGGUAAAGGUGCCGCGCCCUCGACCUACCGGCGCCGCCAUCAAAGCCGCUCCCAAUCCGGCUCGCUGAGCCCCCGCCGGUACCGUCGGUCGCGAUCGCCGUACAGCUCCAGAGGCAAUCGCAGGUCUCGGUCUCGCUCUCGCUCUAAUUCCCCGUGGUACAACCGCACAACUCUCAAGGGCCAGUGGUCGCCUUCGUGGAGCCCCGACAGACGGUCCUCGUCGUGGAGGAGAUGCGACCGGCGUUCGUCUCCGAGUUGGUGCGCCGAGAGGCGGUCGCCGUCGCGCUGGAGCGACGAGCGGCUGUCGCCGGCGUCGAGGAGGGGGCGCGCCGAGUGGCGGUCGCCGUCGGGGAGGAGCGCCGAGCGGCAGUCGCCAAAGUCGAGGAGACACGGCGAGCGGCCGUCGCCGGAGUCGAGGCGGCGCGCCCAACUACGCGCCGAGAGGCAUAGCGCCGAGAGGCUGAGCGCCGAGAGGCGGAGCGUCGAGAGGCGGAGCGUCGAGCGGCGGAGCGUCGAACGGCGAGCGGCGGAGCGGUCGUCGCCGGACGUGAGGAGGCGAGCUGAAAUCCGCGCCCAGAGGCACGCCUCCCGACGCGCCAAGAUGACUGCAGAGAGACGGCCGCCCAAGCACAGCACCACAGAAAACCUGGUCAAGAAACUGAUGGAGACCUCAGCGGUCCAGUCUCUGUCCAAACAGUCUGACCUGGAGACCGUGGUCAAAACUCUGGCGCCGGCCUUAAUGGCCGAGCUGGCCAAGAUGAAAGAGCCCUUCACCCCGUCUUCUUCCACGCCCUCGAAAGCAAACACCAAACCCCUGCAACCCAGCGAGCCUGAUGAAAUGAUGAAACCGAACGAGGUGAUACUGUCGUCUGUCUUUUAUGACAUCACUCACGACGACAUGCAAGCUGCCGUGGAGGCCUUCGGGAAAACCACGGCGCUCAUUCUGUUCCGGUCCAAACGUGUGGUACUCGUGAGAUUCGAGAAAGAUGAAGACGCAAACGCCUUGAAAAGACUAAAGAGCCUCGAAGUGAAGGGACAUAUAAUCCAAGUGGGCAGUUCCAAGCCGGAGCCCCCUGCUGAGGAAGAGGGAGAUGAAAGAAAGGAGGCUGUUUCUAAGGAGCAACAGACCAAUCCUGACGCGUCCGAUACCGUGGAAAAGACCCUUCUCCCGACACCCAAUCAAAUUCCGCCUACCAUGCCUCUAUCUGAUGACUCCACAGAGGUCCUUCUCCUGUCACCCACUCCAGAUCCUCCUCUUCUGCCUCACACGUCUCAAGCAGAACUCACCAAAAAGUGUCCAACUGGCAAAAGUAAAAGUGAAAUAAGCGUUGUUCUAAAAGGGAAAAUCGGCUCGGCCAAGCCGAUGACUAAAACGGAAAAAACAGGAAAGCUGCCUGGUAAGGGACCUGUGAAAAAGAAAAAAGCAUCAUCGCGAUCCAAGCCCACGACUGAUCAUCCGGACCUGAAAGAAUCCGAAAAGAAAGAAUCCAAAAAGAAAAAAGCAUCAACAGGAUCCAAGUCCACGACCGAUCAGCCAAAGCUAGAAGAUUCUAAAAAGAAAAAAGCAUCACCGGGAUCUAAGUCAACGACUGAUCAGCCGGACCUAAAAGAAUCUGAAAAGACAAAAGCAUCACCGGGAAGCAAGUCCAAAACUGAUCGGCCAAAGCUAGAAGAUUCUAAAAAGAAAAAAGCAUCACCAGGAUCCAAGUCCACGACUGAUCAGCCGGAUCUGAAAGAAUCUGGAAAGGCAAAAGCAUCACCGGGAUCCAAGUCCACGACCGAUCAGUCCUGCUCGAACCCGAAAGAAUCCGAAUCCGAGGUUCGAGAAGCUGUGCCGAAAGACGUGGCCGAGGUUGUUGAAAAAGUACUGGGUGACGCCGAACCAAUGGAGGUCGGUGAGGUGGGAGUUGAAAUGGAAGACCCCAUGGAGGUCCAAAGUCAUGCAGAGGAAGGAGAAAAACCGACAACCGUGGAGGCCGCAGCAGACGAGUCCAUGGAGACUCGACCGGCUAACGAUGCGGGUCCGACCGGAACGUCGCCGACGCCCCUCCUCCUCCGGCAGAGCACCCCGUCGGAACCAGAGUCCGCGGCACGGGGGCCGGAGAGCGAGAAGGAGGAGGCGGGAAGCUCUAGCGACGCGGCUGUGAAGGCGGGAAGCUCGAGCGAGACUACGCAGGCGGCAAAAAGCUCCAGCGACGCCGUGGCGAAGUUGGGCGGUGAUUUUAUCACCUUUGGGGAUAUGAUCACCAAGAAACACUUCGUUAAGAAAUUAUCGUGCUUCAACCUGAAAAACUGCUUGCUGACAAAGUUUAGAAGACGCCGCCAGAGGCCGCUGUACAUCAGCAACCUGCCGGACUACGACACCGUCCCUUACACCGAGCAAGACCUCGUCCAGCUGCUCACGCCGUUUGGGUUUAAAUAUGCAGAAGACAGCAUCUACAUUCUUCCUCAGGCGUGCAAUGCCUUCGUCCUCAUGGUGGAAGCCGAGGCAGCGCUGAAGCUCGUGAAGGCCGACGCGAAGCCGGGCCUUUUCUUCAAAGGGAAGAGAAUCCGAUGCAGUAUUAUCGCAAACGACUUUGGGAAGACGCCGCUCUAUUUUUAUAGAUCCAUGAUUAAGCUGCUGCAUUAUCACCCAAUCCAAAAUGAGUCCGAAAUCAUCCUGAUCAAGAACAUCACCUGGAGCGAGAUCAAGGAACUCAGAAUAACUCUGAAGACAAUCCGAUCCGUGAAGAACUUCUUUCCCCUCCUCAACAAGGUCUUCGUGGAGUUCGAGUCGGUUUUCAACGCGGAUCGGCUCGGCGUCUGGUACAGUCUGCUGAGGCGCCCCCCCCCUCACAGGAUCUACCGGAUGAAGGUGCCGCUGCUCGGCCGUGUUCUCCUGCAACCAGCGCCGAGAUUCCCCAUGAAUGCGAUUCCUCCCACAGAGGACGCCGUUACCGGGGCGAUGGCCCCGACGAAGGAGUUCGGCAUCCCGACGCAGACCAUCGGAGCGUUCUGGGUCACGCUGAAGUCUCACCCCUUCCUCUUCCCCACCAGGAGUCCGUGGUUCAUCAUCCCGAAUUACCUGACGGUCGCUUAUCAGGAGGACAUUCAGAGGGCGAGUCGCGGCGCCAUGUUCCCGACCGUCAUGUUGACCGGUCUGCCGGUGGGAAACUACCAGCACAAAGACGUGGCCAAGCUGGUGUGGCGCUAUUUCCCCAAAAAGACCCUCCACUGCCUGUACUACAACGUGGUGGUGUUGCCUCUGCAGAGGAGGGCCUUCGUGUUCUUCAACGACUGGACUUCGUGCUGGAAAUUCGUCCGAGAUCACACGAGGUGCCAAGUGGUCAUAAACCUCACCGCGCUCACUGUGCACUUUGUCUUGGAGGCCAUGCAUCCCGCGACCAACGAGGAGGUGAUGUACUCCACCAUGAUGAAGUGGAGCAACGCCGGCAUUCCAGAGCCGGCGUCUCUGGGGGAGCGGCUGCUGUGCGUGGAGACCACCGAGACGUCCGUGGACAUCAUCGCCAUGGUGAUGGAAGUGGUGGCGUCCAUUGCGCCUUUCGUGGGCUUCCUGCCGCUCGCCAACCGGAUCUGCAUCGAGAUGGUUGAGGCCGCCGGCGUCGCCGAGGUGCUGGAGAAACACAAAACGUUGUCGAAGGACAGCUUCAAGAACCUCGAAGCUUGGAGUAAAGUGAAGCGUUUUGAGUCUUUCAAGACCCUUAAACUGCGUCUCCAAGAUUUGAAUGAGAUCUCCAUCUUUAAGAUGAACCCCUUGAAAAUCCAGUCCCCGCCCUUCUUGUCUGACCCGCCGGAUACCAAGCCACAAAUCGUUCUGCAAACCGGCACUUUUGAGCCCAUCCUAGUCGGACCGACCGCCGGCGCCGCCGCCAGCGGCCUUCCACCAAAGAAGGACGUUGAAAAACCAGAAACCCCGUUUACCGCGGACACCUCUUUGGCUCCCGAGGCGAACGAAGACGCGUCGAAUGCAGAAGAAGAAGACAUGAUGGACGAGGAGUUGCCGACGACCUCGAGCUCCGCAGCCUGCGUUCCCGAGAAACCGUUUCCUCUGAUGAACGCGGACAUAUUCCAGGCCAUCACGGUGGCGAUUCGCAAACACAGGCUCACCCGAGAGGGCAGCGCCAAGAGCGAGGAGAAGGAGAUCCCCAGCCAAAGCAGCGCGAGCUCUCGAUCGGCUCCGGCUGAAAACUCGCCAGAAAGAAAGGCUCGGGAGGAUUCCACAGACGGCGUCGCCGUCUCGUCAGACGCCUCUCGCUUCGAUGAGCUGAACUUCAACAUGGAUGACUUCGUCACCGUGGACGAAGUCGGCGGCGAGUCCUCGCCCAAGCCGACCUCCAAGGCCAGAAAAGAGAGGCAACCCGCAACGAAGUUGUCCUCCUCGUCCAAGUCGAGUAAAGACGUCUCCUCGAGCUCCGCGUCGCCAAAACAGUCCAAGUCCUCUCUUGUGCCGGCCGCAUCCCCGGUCAAACCCCCGGCCUCUGCCAGUAAGACCUCCCGCUCUUCUUCCCCACUGCCCACUGAAACCCCCUCCGGCCUCGGCGAUGCAACGCAAUCUUCGGCCAAAGAGUCCCCCAGUGUCGGCACCCGCUCGUCCUCCUCUGAGCGAGAACCGAAAGGUGUGACGACCGUCUCGACGGAGAGUCGCUCCGAGCCGCUUCUAGACGAAAAGAACACGGAGUCCACCGCGGCGACGCCCAACCACGACACGCCGGCAGAAAGCGUUGCUGCAGAAACCACGACGUCACCGGAGGUUCCUCCACCUGAACAGGAACAGGAAACGGGGUUGGAGUUGAGCCACGCCCAGAGUCCGGAGAUCGCUAUUAAUGCCAACGCACUUGAAGAGCAGAAGGAAACCAAAGAGGAAAGGAAAGGAGAUGAUGAUACAGAUGUGGAAAUCCUUGAUUCACUUGAUGGUCAAACGGAGGAACCGAUGGAGGAUGGGGACCAAGCCAGUGGCUCUGAAGCCCCGCCUAUAGAAGGCCAGGCGUUGCACGACGAAGGUGUUCAGGUCUCGGAGAGCGUCGACGAUGAGGUCAACGACGAGGUUAACGCGGAAAUCGGCGGUUCUCUCCAAGCGUCGGACAGCGUUACCGAAGGCGAAGCAGCCAAAGGUCCGGAAGACGAUCACCUGGUUCAAGAGGACACCGUGAAGCAGAUGUCUGAGGAUCACGACACGAGUCAUGUAGAAACUCUGCAGGUGUCGGAUACAGGGAGUGAACACACAGAUGGGAAUAAGAGAAAAGAGGAGGAAGUCCAAGACCAUUUGCUCUCUGCGGAGUCCUGCAAUACCUUCAAAGACGUGGAUAAUCCAAAUGAAGACCGGCCUCUUCCGGACCCCGAGAACAAAGACGCUUUAAAAGACCCACAAGGCGAUGUGACUGAACCGGAAGCCUUUGAGAUAUUGGAUUCAAUUGACGAUCUUAAUUCAGCGGAAGAUGAGAGCCAGAACCUCAAAAUCUCCAGUGAGCAAAUCUCUAAAGAAGACAUUGGGCCCGUGGAGGAAGAGGAAGACGAGUAUCAGGUAAUCGAUUCCGUGGGAGAUCAGCCAACGACGACGGAGCCCGAGACCGGCGGCAAAGGGAAAAGGAAGGGAGGGAAGGCGACGACGAGAAAGGCGAAAAGAGUUUCUAAAAAAGACAAAGAGGUCGCGGAGGACGCGGCGUAUAAGAUCGUGGAUUCCGUCGAGGACGAACCGGUUCAAGAAGCGCCCGCCGCAGAACCCGGGAGAAGGAGGAGCACGAGAGGAAAGAAAGAGGACAAAGGCCCGUCGGAUCUCACUGAAGCGGCCGCAACGCCAGAGGACGCCGUGGACGAACUGACGCCGAGGCCCGCCAGAGGGAAGAGGGGAAGACCGAAGAAAGAGGCUCCGAACGAGAAAAGCGAAGCGGAGGAGGCGCCGACGAAACGGAGGCAAACGCAGGAACGACUCGAGGAGAAGACGCCGAAGCAGGAAGAGGGAGCGCCUCCUUCAGGAGAGAGCACGCCGGCAACGGUGUUCGACUCCAUUGAGGACGAGGUGGUUCAGGUUGAUCCGCCCCCUCCCAAAAAAAGGGGAAGACCCAAGAAAGACGCCAAGACGCCAAAGAAAGGUCUCGGCUCCGCAUUGAAGAAGGCCGACAAAGACGCCGACAAAGACGCCUCGAAGAACGCGACCGACGAAGAGGAGGCGACCUAUCGGAUCCUUGAUUCCGUGGGCGGCGAGGCGGUGGACGAUCGGCCCCCCGCGGAGUCGACGUCGGAAACCGUCGACCAAACCGAGACGAGUGAAUCUCCCAAAGGGUCGCCCAAAAAAGAGGAAGAGGAGGGGGAGGAGCCGACGUAUUGCAUCGUUGAUUCCCUGGACGACGGUCAAGUUCAAGAACAGCCGAUGACCACGGAGGACGGGACGAACGAGGAGACUCCUCCUCCGAGAGGAGAGUCGCCGGCCGGGAAAGAGGAGGCGGAGGAGGCGGAGGAGGCGGAGGAGGCGGUCGUAGAAGAGGAGACGCUGUUCCAGAUCGUCGAUGAUUUGGAGUCGGGUGACGAACCGUCUGCCGCGUCGGGAAGUGCAGAAGCGCCCGGCGCGGCCACGCUGGCGUUUGUGUCCGACGCCGUAGAAGUGGAGAGCAUACCGGAGUCGCCCGGAAAAGACGGCGACGCGAGCGGCCAGGUGAGCCUGGACGAGGUGAGCGACGAGGAGGAGAACUACCCGGACGACGCCGACGAGGAGGAGGAGAAGAAGCUGAGGAAGCGACAAGCCGCCGCCAAGGAGAGGCACAUCGCUGAGAAGCGAGAGGCCAGGAGGACCAGGGAGCGGGAGGAAAGGAGGACCAGGGGCUCUGAGGAAAGGAGGACCAGGGUCUCUGAGGAAAGGAGGACCAGGGACUCGGAGCGGAGGAGCCGAAGCCGCAGCAGCAGUAGAGGAGGCGGUGGCGGCGGGGGAGGAUCAAGGAGGGAAAAGGAGGCGGCUGUCGAUCCCAAGGAGAUGGUGACUCUGGAUGAGGUGGGAGCGGACGACACUGCAGAGGAAGGAGCGCCGGGCGGCAAGGAGUCGGACGGAGAGAUCACGGAGGGAGAGAUGCAGGCGCUCGUCACUCUGGAUGAGUUCAUAGGAGAAGAAGAGGAGCAGGAAGAGGGCGGGAAGGAGGCGCAAAGCCCGCCAGAGCCCCACCCACCCAGCCAGGAGGAGGAGGAGUCAGUGGACUUCUUAAACUCAGAGACGUUGGUGACUUUGGACGGAGCUGGCGGAGAGGAGGAGGAGGAGAAGCCGGAGGAGGAGAAGCCGGACGAAGAGCGCGCUGAGAAAACGGCGAGAUCUUCCAAACGCAAAAACGACGACGACGACGACGCAGUUCUAGAGGAACGGAUGAACUUUGUGACGGUGGACGAAGUGGGAGAGGAGGAGGAGGAGGAGGAGGAGGUGAAGGAAGCCGUGAAGACCAAGACAAAGGGACGAGCCAAGAAGAGAACCAGACAAACUCCUGUGAGGAAAUCUACCAGAGGGAAAAAAGCGGCCGCAAAAGACGAGACGGAAGAAGAAGAGAAGGAGGAGCCGGCCGGCUCUGACAUACUCGACGCCUCCUCGCCGCUGGACAGAGAUCAGGAGGGACGUGUGGAGGAAGGAGACGAGGAGGAAGGCUGCAGCAGAGGAGACAUUAAAGGUGGCAGUAAACUCAGGACGGAGGCCGGAGGACCGGCAGCCAAGAGGUCUCGCUCCAUCUCCCCCGCCGAGCUGCCGCCGUUCAGACCCAACAACCCCCUCGGUCAGGAGUUCGUGGUCCCCAAGUCGGGGUUCUUCUGUGAGCUCUGCUCCGUCUUCUUCCUGACGGAGAACGCAGCCAUGGAGCUGCACUGUGGCAGCCAGAGGCACUACAACAAGCUGCAGAAGUGUCUCCAGGCUCGGGGACGGAACUCGUCCAGAAGUUCCACUCAAAGUUCCAGCGGCUCCGUUUCCGACUGAAAGAUGAACUGUGUGUGUGUGUGUGUGAAUGUGUGUGUCUGUGUGUGUUGAAGAUUUCAGACUGAAAGAGGAACUAUGUGUGUGUUUGUUGAAGGUUCUGGUAGCGACUCGUUUUCAAAAGGCUAACUUCUGUCCUGAACCGUUUCUUUUGUUCUUGAUAUAAAUGUGUAAAUAUGACAUCUGUAAUACUCAAUAUUUCAGUCCCAUUUUAAGCCCCGCCCACCUCUACAGUUCUGAUGGAUGUUUGGAAGCCACACGAGCUAAUCAAUAAAUCAUUAACGCAGUA
Pseudoliparis swirei is the source of this 10778-nucleotide messenger RNA. RefSeq lists its product as uncharacterized. Gene Ontology annotation, cellular component: nucleus. Gene Ontology annotation, molecular function: zinc ion binding; RNA binding. The record is from RefSeq and is a predicted model, not a curated record. Lineage: Eukaryota; Metazoa; Chordata; Actinopteri; Perciformes; Liparidae. Bases 407 to 10492 code for a protein of 3361 amino acids. The transcript has 35 exons.